AUGACCGCCUUCGGCGGGGUAGCCGGAGGCCCGCCGAACAUCACCGCCAAUCUCCGGCGCUACCACUGCAAACUCUGCACCGCGGUAAGUACCAUCGCAAACUAUACGGCAGCAGCACAGCACCUUUGCGGCUUGUACAAUGCAGGAGCGGUCGGUCGUCGGAUUGUCACUGCUCAGCAGAAGGUCUCUUCAUUCCGCUAA
Molecule: messenger RNA, 201 nt
Organism: Soboliphyme baturini
Lineage: Eukaryota; Metazoa; Nematoda; Enoplea; Dioctophymatida; Soboliphymatidae
Source: the annotation of a GenBank genome assembly